This is a messenger RNA of Erigeron canadensis, 2344 nucleotides long. RefSeq names its product DNA topoisomerase 6 subunit B. The coding region runs from base 111 to 2141 and encodes 676 amino acids. Gene Ontology annotation, biological process: DNA topological change. The record is from RefSeq and is a predicted model, not a curated record. The transcript has 19 exons. Gene Ontology annotation, cellular component: cytosol; small ribosomal subunit. Lineage: Eukaryota; Viridiplantae; Streptophyta; Magnoliopsida; Asterales; Asteraceae. Gene Ontology annotation, molecular function: DNA topoisomerase type II (double strand cut, ATP-hydrolyzing) activity; ATP binding; DNA binding.
CCCGUCACAUAAAUUAGCUAUGAACUCACUCUCUGUGUGAAUAACUUUUGAGUGUUGACGAAAACCCUUCCCGCCCCCACAAUUCCCCCAAUUUUGACUGAUCAAAUCCGAUGGACGGCGGCGAUAGCAGUGAAGAAAGUCCGGUACAGACUAAAAAAGGCAAAUCGAAAGCUGUCCAGAAACCUAAAGCCAGCGCUCUCAAACAAAAAUCUCCGGCAGAGUUUUUUGCUGAGAAUAAAAACAUUGCUGGAUUUGAUAAUCCUGGGAAAUCACUUUACACUACAGUGAGAGAGCUUGUUGAAAACGCGCUUGAUUCUGCAGAGUCCAUUGCAGAGCUUCCGUUUGUUGAAGUAACAAUUGAGGAGAUUAAUAGAAGCAAAUUCAAUUCUAUGAUUGGUCUGAUUGACCGGGAGCGAAUUGAUGAGGCAUUGUAUGGUGAUUUUGAGACCGACAAGGCUCGUGAGAAACGCCUUGCCAAAGAAGCUCGUUUUCAAGAAGUUCAGGCUAAAAAUGUUGCCCUCGGGAAGAAAGUAAAAGAACCCGCUUCUUCUAAGGCCAUUAAGGGUCGGGGUGAUGCCUCAUUUUACAGGGUCACUUGUAAGGAUAAUGGAAGAGGAAUGUCCCAUGAUGAUAUCCCAAAUAUGUUUGGACGAGUUUUAUCUGGAACAAAGUAUGGAUUGAAGCAAACACGUGGAAAGUUCGGACUUGGUGCAAAAAUGGCAUUAAUUUGGUCAAAGAUGAGUACAGGACUACCUAUUGAGAUUUCCUCAUCGAUGAAGAGUCAAAGCUACACUUCGUUCUGCAGGCUGGAUAUAGAUAUUCAUCGGAACAUUCCUCAUAUUCAUUUGCAUGAGAAGAGAGAUGACAAGGAGCAAUGGCACGGAGCUGAGAUCCAAGUUGUAAUUGAGGGAAACUGGACAACAUAUCGUUCUAAGAUAUUGCAUUAUAUGCGUCAAAUGGCUGUUAUUACUCCAUAUGCCCAAUUCAUGUUUCGAUUUGUAUCAGAAACAUCAGAUAAAAAUGUCAGCAUAAGCUUUGCGAGGAGAACAGAUGUAAUGCCUGCAGCUCCUCUUGAAACAAAAUAUCAUCCAUCAGCUGUGGAUUUACUUCUAAUCAAACGCCUCAUUGGUGAAACUUCAAAGCAGUUCCUUUUGCAAUUUCUUCAGAGUGAGUUUGUAAACAUUGGGAAGUUGCAUGCUGAACGAUUGAUUGGAGAAAUGGGUCCAGAUUUCAGCCCCAAAACACCAGUCAAGUCACUGACUCAGCAGCAAAUUGUUCGCAUCCAUCAGUUGUUUCGGCAAGCCAAGUUUGAUGAUCCUAGUGGUGAUUGUCUUAGUCCUGCAGGGGAGUACAACCUCCGCUUGGGUAUCAUUAAGGAACUGCACCCAGACAUGGUUGCAACUUAUACUGCAAGUGCUCAGGUAUUCGAAGGACACCCGUUCAUUGUGGAAGCUGGAGUGAGCGUGGGUGGAAAAGAUGUCAAGCAAGGUUUAAAUAUCUUCCGGUUUGCUAAUCGGAUUCCGUUGCUGUUUGAGCAAGGUGCUGAUGUUGUCACCAGAACUGCUAUGAAGAGAAUCAAUUGGAACAGUUACAAAAUUAACCAGACACAAGACAAGAUCGGUGUUUUUGUUAGCAUUGUAAGCACCAAAAUUCCUUUUAAAGGGACCGGAAAGGAAUAUAUUGGAGAUGACAUAAGUGAGAUUGCUAAUGCCGUCAAGUCUUCCCUUAAACAGUGCUGCAUUCAGCUAAAGUCAAAAAUAGUGAAGAAAAUUCAGGCCCGUGAGCAGCAAGAGAGAAAAAGAAAUUUAAGCAAGUACAUUGGUGAUGCUACAGGUGCUAUCUACUCAAUAUUGAAAGAGGGAUCACAGCUGCAUGCAAAUAAGAAGAAACGCCUGGAGAUCAAGGAUGAAGAUGCAGAAUUUCUGCAGAAGGUUUCCAGUCGUGUAGUAACAAAAGAAAUCCUGAGUGAAAAGCUUGCUCAGCAUGUGGAGCAGGUGGACUACGAGAUGGCAAUGGAAUAUGCCACACAAAGCGGAGUUAGAGAAGAACCGAGAGAAAAUAUAUACUUACAAGCUCUGGAGCCUCAAAAGAAGUUCAUAGACUUCCAUACUCCAGUCUUUGUCUUCAGGCUCUUCCAGUAGGUAAUCUCCAGAUUUAGAUUAGAUAUAAAGUUAACCCAUAGAAUUUUUUCACAUAAUUUCACUGUAUCAAACUAAAAAUCGCCAAAGAUUGGAUUAGUUUCAAUUAGGAUUAAAUGUCCGCCUGUUAUCUCAAAUUUGAGUAUUUGUAUUCGAAUUUUGUAUUCAAGUUAAUAUUACAAAUUGGAGAUUCUUGUUAUUACAAA